AGAGUGGCCGGUGAGUGUGACACUAAAGAUGUAGGGUAUAACCCGUGUCGUUGUUACUACGACAGAGUGCGUCAUCUUGUCAAUAGAAGAUCUUUGUUACAGUACACUGACACUCCACCUGAAACUGGAAGUGGUUUGAUAGGUUUAUCCAACUUUUAAGCCUCUUUCUUAACAUCUGUUUGUGGCAUAAAAUGACUUUAAAAUCCUUGACAAGAUAACACAAUGGACUUACUGUUUGUGUCAUAGUUUUUCGCCGCUCUGGUGACCGAGAACACCGACACACCCUGUUUGUACAAUGUUAGCAAACGUUACCGCCUAGCAUAACCGAUCAAAUUGUCAGCCCUGUGAAUACUAAUGGAGAGUGGUGAAGACUUGUCUGAGGACUGUCAGACCGUCUCCUCUGAUGUUUCGAGAAGACCAAACACAGAACUGAAGAAACGUCUGUUUUUUAAAGUUUACAAGAGGAGGUGGUUUGUUCUGCUGGUGCUGUGUUUGAUGAACUGCUCCAACGCAACGUUAUGGCUGACAUUUGCACCAGUGGCACACCAGUCUGCCCAGUACCUGGGGGUCACUCUGGACGAAAUCAACUGGUUGUCUCUAGUCUACAUGGUGGUGGCCAUACCACUCAGUUUCGGGACCACAUGGAUGCUGGACACCCUUGGCCUGCGGAUCACGUUGAUCCUGGGCUCCUGGUUGAACAUGCUCGGAGCAUUGCUGCGCUUCUUUGGCUCCCCAACAGGCGAGAGUUUUAAAAUCCGGUACCCAGUAGUGAUGCUGGGUCAGACCCUUGGUGCCCUGGCUCAGCCCUUCUUCAUUUUCACCCCCACCAAAAUGGCAGCACUCUGGUUUCCUGACCAUCAGCGGGCCACAGCUAACAUGAUCACCUCUAUGUCCAACCCCCUGGGCAUCCUCCUCGCUAACAUCAUCUCCCCCUGGUUGGCUAAAACAUCUGCACAAAUUCCAACCCUGCUGCUUGCCUAUGCAGCCCCAGCAUGCAUCAUUUGUCUCCUAGCAACUGUGGGGAUACGGAGCAGCACGCCCCCCACGCCACCAUCAGCCAGUGCCGAGUCCUCCGGCUCCGAGCCAUUUAUACAGGGGUUCAAACUGUUACUGAAAAACAAAGCCUACCUCAUCCUGCUGCUGUGCUUCGGCUCGGGCAUCGCUGUUUUCACCUGCAUCACCACACUGCUGGAGCAGAUUUUCUGUGUGCAAGGGUACACCAAUGAAUUUGCUGGCUUGUGCGGCGCUCUAUUCAUGGUGUUCGGCAUCGUGGGUGCCGCUGUUCUGGGUCUCUACGUUGACAAGACCAAGAAGUUCAUCGAAGCCACAAAGAUCAACAUGAGCUUCGCUGCUCUGGCAUGCAUCGCCUUUUCAGUGGUGUCUUUGAUGCGGCAGCAGGAGGUCGCCGUGGCCGCCGUCUGCUCUCUCUUUGGCUUCUUUGCUUUCUCCAUUUUCCCGGUGGCCAUGGAGCUUUCUGUGGAGUGCUCGUAUCCGGUCGGAGAAGCCACGUCAGCCGGACUCAUCUUCGUGUCAGGGCAGGUUCAGUCCGUCGUCUACAUCCUCUUGCUCCAGUCUCUGACUGUUCAGCUCGCAGACUCUCCUCUGUCGACAUGCGAGACGGCCACCCUGAGCUGGAGAGUGCCAACGCUGCUGCUGGCAGGACUGUGCACUUUGUUCACCUGCUGCUUCGUCAUCUUCUUCCACACACGAUACAGACGACUGGAGGCUGAAGAACAAGCGACUUACGGGAGCAAACACAUCGACAGCUCAACAUGCAGCGAGCAGACUCCAAUUGUGAACACGUGAACCUGCUCACCGACUCUUCUGGUACAAGCCAGAGGAGAAAAGUAGCUGGUUUUGGUUUUGUUUGUGUUUGUUUGUGGGGCCAAACUUGUUUUGUAUAGUGAGUUUCAAUAACACAUUGUACCUUAAAACUGUUGCUACUGACAAAGAAUCCAGAGGUGGCAAGUAACUACGUACACAUAAUCAAGUAAUGUAACUAAGUACAAUGUUCAGGUACGUGUACCCGUGUACGGGUACUGGGGUAUUUCUGUUUUUUGUUACUUUUACUCUACUACAGUUUAGUGGGAAAUAUUGUCUUUUUUACUCACAUUUGACAGUCUUAGUUAGUUUGCAGAUUCAUUUUUUUAACAGAAUAUAAUCAAACAGUAAAUGAUGAUCUAUUCUGGAUGGAUUAACAGCCUGUUAGAAGAUAGAGCAGUUAAAACCAGCUCCACCUUUAGCAGCUGUGCUGUUUUGGUGCUUCACCAAGUCACUAUGUAGUCACAUAGAUCUUGGACCCUGAUUUUAAAUUUUUUUAAAAUUAAGUAUUAGAAAAUCUCCUUUGUGAUAGCUGUCACCUUUAAACGUUUGUUGAACAAAUGUGAACUAGACUUCACGUUCAUGUGAACAGUGACUAAUUCAAUAGUGUUUAAAAUAACGUUUUCUUUGUGGAGUACUUGCACUUUUUUUUACUUUAGGUACAUUUUAGAGGAUGUAUUUCAACUUGAAAGAAUUUGAAGUGGUACUUCUACUUGUUUAGGAAAGUACGUGCACUUUUACUUGAGAUUUGAGCUUGUGUACUCCUGCCACCUCUGGGUAUGUCCACUGUUUAUCUGCAGAAAUUAACUCAGCAGAUUUUUAUCAGUCCAUUAUUAAAUAGAAAAUAGGUUUCUAUAAAACACUGAAUGACUGAUACACCAUCAGAGACAAAGUACAUAGUACUGAGAAAUGUGUAAAUUAUUGUCUUCGGCCACUCUGGCAGGUGAUGUGUGUCGGAGAAAUUCCAGCCAGCUGAGAACAUCGUUCUCUGAACAGAGGCAGAAACCUGCCAGUCUCAUAUUGAUCAUGUGUAUUUAAAUGAUUGCUUUAUUUUUACCUGCUCUUAAGACAACUGAACUUAUGUAUGAUUAAGGUAACAAAAGAAGACCAACCAAAAGCAGGAAAGGCCAAAGUGUUGAUGCAGCAGAGAAAUGACCCAGCUGUCCUGAUCCUAACUUCUACACAGGAUGCUUCAGACUCUCCUGGUUCUCCCAGGUUUAAUUCUGGGAUGUGGCAAAGUCACAGAUGGGAAAUUAGAUUUACAUUCAUGUAAGAGACCAAGACAUUGUUCUCUCAAUCAGUUUACAGUUAUUCCAUCUAGAAGCUCAAAGUGUCAGAUCUGAUUAACUGUGCUUUACAUUGGCACAAAACCACAAGAUCAGACAGAGAAGUGUAAGUCAGAUGUUUG
This is a messenger RNA of Monopterus albus (swamp eel), 3229 nucleotides long. RefSeq names its product solute carrier family 49 member 3 (gene slc49a3). The record is from RefSeq and is a predicted model, not a curated record. Gene Ontology annotation, biological process: transmembrane transport. Gene Ontology annotation, cellular component: membrane. The transcript is spliced from 10 exons. Bases 355 to 1806 code for a protein of 483 amino acids. Gene Ontology annotation, molecular function: transmembrane transporter activity. NCBI's taxonomy places the organism in Eukaryota, Metazoa, Chordata, Actinopteri, Synbranchiformes, Synbranchidae.